Messenger RNA from Anopheles funestus (African malaria mosquito), 1961 nucleotides. RefSeq names its product cytochrome P450 9e2-like. NCBI's taxonomy places the organism in Eukaryota, Metazoa, Arthropoda, Insecta, Diptera, Culicidae. Bases 226 to 1860 code for a protein of 544 amino acids. The record is from RefSeq and is a predicted model, not a curated record. The transcript is spliced from 3 exons. Gene Ontology annotation, molecular function: iron ion binding; heme binding; monooxygenase activity.
UUUUUAUAUGUAAAGCUACACACUUUUUGCCCGGCUGCUAGUGUUUGUGAGGGCGGAUACGAAUGUGUAUAGAGAAUAUAAAGGCAACAGGCAGUUAAGUUUGCCAAACGUUCAGUACGUAGCGAACGGCUCGACAAAGUAGUCAUUGAGAUAGAAGAGGAAAAACAACACAACACUGAAAGUUGGAGUGAGUCAUCCAGGAAGGCGACGCUAAACGGCUUCAGUAUGGAGAUCAGUUUAAUAACGCUGGCCCUUCUGGUCGGCCUGUGUGUGGCAGUUUACCGGUAUGUUACGAAAAAUAACUUCUACUUUGCGGACAAACCCAUCCCGUUCAUGAAACCAUCGUUUCUGUUCGGUAAUGCUGGUCCAAUGCUGAUGAAGAAGGUGACACUGUUUGAGCACUUUAAAAAUCUGUACGAUGCAUUUCCAAAUGCGAGAAUACACGGUACGUUUAACUUGCGCCAGCCGGCCUAUAUAGUGCGUGAUCCAGACCUGGUGAAACAGAUCACGGUGAAGGAUUUCGACUACUUUGUCGACCAUAUGACUACCGGUUUUGAGGAUACAGAGGGGAACAGCCACUUGCUGCUGUCCAAUUCGCUUGUAGCGCUGCGUGGACAAAAGUGGCGCGAUAUGAGAGCUACUCUCAGUCCUGCCUUUACCGGCAGUAAGAUGCGUCUCAUGUUCGCCCUGAUAGCCGAAUGCGGCCAAACGAUGGUGGCCCAUUUCCGGUCAGAAGAGCAGAAGGCCGGUGGUACCGGCGUGCAGCUUGAGAUGAAAGAUGUAAUGACGCGCUUUGCAAAUGAUGUAAUCGGAACGGCCGCUUUCGGUAUCAAGGUGGAUUCGUUCCGCGAUCCAGCAAAUCAGUUCAUCAGCAUGGCCCGAUCGGUUACUAAUCAGGAAUCGUUUGUAAAAGUGCUUAAAAUGCUAGGCUUUACCUUCGCGCCAAAGCUUAUGAUGCGGUUAAACAUAGACUUUCUUACACCGGAAGAGAAUCGGUUCUUCCGCGACACGAUUCUGGAGACGAUGCGGACACGCGCGGAUAAGGGCAUCUUCCGACCGGACAUGAUCGAACUCUUGAUGCAGGCGAAGAAGGGCAGUCUGAAGCAUCAGCAGGCAGAAGAACCAAAGCAGGAAGCGGGAACGGGCGACGGCUUUGCCACUGUCGAGGAGUCACACGUUGGGCGACGCGCUCACGACCGUGUCUGGUCCGACACGGAGCUGAUUGCGCAGGCAUUUAUAUUCUUCUUUGCCGGUUUUGAAACUAUCUCCUGGACGUUAUCCUUCGCGCUGUACGAACUGGCAGUUAACGACGACAUCCAGACACGGUUGUUUGAGGAAGUGCAGGAAUCGGAACAGUCGCUCGAGGAAGGGAAAUCGCUCAGCUACGAAAAGCUGCAAUCGCUGCCGUACCUGGACAUGGUCAUUUCGGAAACACUUCGAAGAUGGCCGAUUGCUACGGUGCUGAAUCGGGAGUGCGUCCGGGACUAUCAGUGCGAUGAUGGGCACGGUGCGAAGUUUACCAUUGACAAGGGUGCGCUGAUCUUCAUACCGAUCGUCGGUAUGCACUUUGAUCCGCAGUAUUAUCCCAAUCCGGAACGUUUCGAUCCGGAACGGUUCAAUGAGGAGAACAAGAAAAAGAUUCAAAGUGGCACGUAUUUACCGUUUGGUGCUGGGCCACGCAAUUGCAUUGGUUCCCGAUUUGCGCUGAUGGAGGCGAAGGUGGUCCUUUACUAUUUGUUGCUACAAUUCCACGUGAAACCGUACUCGAAAACGCAGAUUCCAUUAAAGUUGAAAAAAUCAUCUACCCAGUUCCAAACCGAACAGGGCAUUUGGUUGGAGUUCCAGUCGAGAAGCAGCUAGAAUCGAGCGCAACGCAACAAUGCUACAAGUUGGUGAUAAUUUUAAUAUCUGUAGUUGUUAUAGGUUAAAAUAUCAGCAUAAUAUAUAAUCAUCCAAUCACG